AUGCAGCAUCGAAUUGUUGUUUCCUGCUUGCUUAGUCUGUUCGCAUGUAUCCUAAACCAACUCUCAACAGCGUACAACAUCGGAAUUGGGAAGACGGAUAUCACUGGCCCUGCUGCUGACGUCGUUAUGAUGGGGUUUGCCGAUCCAACUGAGAGUACGACUGGAAUCCUCAAUCGCUUGUAUGCCCGAGCUUUCCUUAUUGAAGACCCAGACACCAACAAACGUAUCGUGUUUGUUCACUGUGAUCUGAUGGGAGUGAUGCAACUCGUGCACCAAGAAGUCCUCACUGAGCUUGCGACCAAGUACAAUGGCGUCUACACUGAUCAAAACGUUGUGUUGCAUGCAUCACACACGCAUGCCAGCCCCGGAGGUACAGCCGGAUAUUUCAUGUACGACGUCACUAGUCUCGGAUACAUCACCGAGAAUUUCGCCAGGAUACAAAAAAAAAAAGGUGAGGUCGAUAAAGGAGGCAAGAACCGAUCACCCAACGCUUAUCUGGCCAAUCCGACGUCGGAACGAGCGCUCUACAGCAGUGACAUCGACACGACAAUGCGUGCACUGCACUUCUUCGGUAGCUCUGGCAAGCUUCGAGGUGUAUUGGCGUUCUACCCCGUGCAUCCAACCAGUCUAACUGCGAAAAACCGACUGAUCAGCGGAGACAACAAAGGAUACGCCGAGUUUUUGCUUGAAGACGAGCUGACAAAUGUCACCGUUGCUAUUGGCGAAGGCAAGACUUUAAUCGAGUCCGCUGAGGUCUUGGGCGAGCGGCAGUACGACACGCUCUCCUCGCUGAUUAAGGGGCCUUCUGAGCUUAUCCAGGGAUCGGUGGUAGCCAAUCUCUCUUACGUCGACUUCUCCAACGUGAAGCUCAAGGGCGUACAAGCCACUCCUGACAACCCGUACGCUGAUAGGACAUGUCCAGCUGUCGUGGGGCAGAACUUUGCUGCUGGCACGGAGGACGGUCGUGGACCCAGCAUGUUCACAGAAGGAAACUUGAAGGGGAACGCAUUGUUUAAGGCCAUUGGUACCGUCAUUAAGCCUACGCCGAAGUGGGUGCAGGAUUGCCAGCACACUAACAAGAAGCCGCUUUUUGCAGUUGGACUCAUGGAGCCGACGCCGUGGGUGCCCAAUACCUUGCCUGUUCAAAUUGUCAAGAUCGGCCAGUUAGCCAUCGCAGUCACUAAUUUCGAGACUACCACGAUGGCUGGAAGACGUAUCCGAAACACGAUCAAGACGGAGCUUGCAAGCGCUGGUGUGACGGAAGUUGAGCUGGCUGCCAUCAGCAACGCCUUCGCGCAGUACGUGACCACGAAGGAGGAAUAUCUUACGCAGAAUUACGAAGGCGCUUCGACGCUCUUUGGUCCCAACCAGCUGGCCGCAGUGCAACAGGAGCUCACUCGAGUUGCAGCGUCUAUGGUAGAUCCUUCCGUUCCGCUGGACGUGGGACCUACCCCAAUGCAGAUCGACCGCACCUCCCUCAUUACGAUGCAGACAGGAGUGGUGAUGGAUGCGGCACCGCUCCUGCGCUCCUUCAGCGACGUACGCACGCAGCCGUCCAGCUCGUACACCGUUGGUAGUGUGGCUUCCGCAAUAUUCGCCGGCGCGCACCCAAAGAACGCGCUCACGUUGGUCUCGUCCUUCUGUGACGUACAGAAGCUCGGAUCGAACGGCGCGUACACGACCGUCAUGACAGACGCGCACUGGGAUCUACGCUACCGCUGGGAGCGCUACCUCAUUGCCGAAAGCAAGAACACGUGCGAGUGGAACAUCCGAAAAGGAGGACGCACAAGUGUAGCGGGAACCUACCGCUUUGUGCAUCGCGGGUACUCGAAACACCUGCUUGUCGCCCUCACAGCGUAUGAAUCCACGUCCAAUACGUUCACCGUGACCUCGUAA
Messenger RNA from Phytophthora nicotianae INRA-310, 1896 nucleotides. RefSeq lists its product as hypothetical. Gene Ontology annotation, cellular component: extracellular region. Bases 1 to 1896 code for a protein of 631 amino acids. NCBI's taxonomy places the organism in Eukaryota, Oomycota, Peronosporomycetes, Peronosporales, Peronosporaceae. The transcript has 3 exons. Gene Ontology annotation, biological process: sphingosine biosynthetic process; long-chain fatty acid biosynthetic process; ceramide catabolic process. Gene Ontology annotation, molecular function: N-acylsphingosine amidohydrolase activity. The record is from RefSeq and is a predicted model, not a curated record.